AUGGCAUCAGCAUCAUCAACUCAUAUUGAAAUACAAGAUGAAGAAGCUAAUACAUCAUUUAUGCUUGGUAAACGAGAUGUUUUAUUACAUAACUAUCAAUCUGCAUGUGAUCAUUUAUCAAAAGCAUGUGAACGAAUUGUAAAAUUACGUGAAAGUGAUACAGUAGUUGAACUUGCUGAACCAUAUUUUUAUUAUGGACAAGCAUUACUUUAUCUUGGUCUUAGUGAACAACAAGUAUUUGGUAGUGAUAUUGUUAAAGAUGAGGAUAAUGAUGAAAAUGAUAAUGAAGAAGAAGAAAAGGAAAAAGAAAAAGAAGAAGAAGAAGAAGCAGAUGAUUCAAUUCCAGAUGAUGAACAUGUUAAUGAUCUUGAACGUGCUUUUGAAAUUCUUGAAUGUGCACAUAUGAUUUAUUCAAAAAUAUUAGAAACAGAAGCAAAUAAUGUACAUAUAAUAACACGUUUAGGUGAUUUACAUGUUAUGCUUGCUGAUAUAUGUAAUGAAAAUGGUGAUCAUGAAAAUGCUCUUUCACAUGUACUUAAAGCUAUUGAAUUACAAGAAACACUUAAUGAACAACAACGUUAUCGUUUACUUGCUGAAAGUUAUUAUAAAUUAGGUUUAAUUUAUGAAUUAAUUAAUAAAUUUUCUGAAGCUGUUGAUAGUUUUGAUAAAGCUUUAAAUACUAUUCGUCAAGCUAUUGAACAAAUAACUGGUGAUGAUAAAGAAAAUGAACGUGAAGAACUUAAAUCACUUUUACCAGCUAUUGAACUUAAACGUAAUGAUGCUCAAGCAUCUAUUGCUGAUAAAUAUUUAAUUGCACAAGCAAGAAAUCUUAUAUCGGGUACAAAUAGUACAAGUCAUACAACAGAUAAUAGUACAACAGAAACAUCAGUUAAAGAUAUAACAUUAACAAUUCGACACAAACGACCAGUAACAGAAUUAGAACAAAUUGAUGAAGAAAAUAAAAAACCUAAAACUGAAGAAAAUUAA
This is a messenger RNA of Rotaria sp. Silwood2, 987 nucleotides long. The record is from the annotation of a GenBank genome assembly. NCBI's taxonomy places the organism in Eukaryota, Metazoa, Rotifera, Eurotatoria, Philodinida, Philodinidae.